AUGAAGUUCUAAAUUAUUCAAAAAGGGGCUCUAUUGGCGGCGUAAAUGCUCAAAAUGACGCCCUAAACGAAAUUUUUAGCCUACGCGAGAAUGAACAUCUGGCUGCCAGUGGAAAGAAUUGGCUUGUUUUGACAAAAGGAGACGAUAUUGAAUACGAAAAUGCAGCAAAAAAUAUAACAUUGAGAGUAGACAGUGACAUCAUGGUAGCGAAGGUUUUCAAAAGUGCAGUAGAGAUUUAUGAAAUUUACUCGACUGGUCAGCACAAGCAAAGUCGAAUUUUGGGCUCAUGGAAUGCAGAUUCAGUCAAUAGACUCAACCUUUAUGGAUUCAAUAGGCCUAAAUUAAUCAGACGACGAAACUUGAUGGGAAUGAAAAUCAAAGUGUCUUCAGUUUACCUUAAUCCGCAAUACACGAUUCUCGGAAAUGACGCGAACAACAAAUCCAUUUUUGUUGGAGGCUACGCUGGGAAAAUUAUGAAUAAUUUCAAAGAUAUUCUGAAUUUAACCUUUGACAUUAAACCUCUCCAUGGGUACUCUUACGGAUUGUAUGAACCAUCGAAUGACAGUUGGUCUGGACUGAUGGGCGACUUGCAACGAGGAGAGGCUGAUGCAGGAGGAUGCGAAAUUUCAAGUGCAGCUAACAGAUUGAAAUAUGUUGAUUUCACGCAGCCUAUACAAAUUAUAGGGCGGCAGCUGCAUUACAGAAAGCCGGAUAGGCAGUUCAACUGGGACACAUUCUUGAGACCGUUUUCAUCAAAUAUCUGGAUAGCAUUGAGUCUCACUUUACCACUUGCUGCUGCAAUCAAGUUUUCGCUUUACAAAUUAUCCUUAUCCUUUGAUGCGGAUAAAGAAGGAAAGACGAACUUCGGAGCUGACUUUUUUGGAGCUUAUUCAGCUCUUGUUUUGCAAGGCUGGUCUGGCUACUUUGGAGCACCGUCGAGACGAUUUUUCAUAUGGACGGUAUUUGCCUGCUACAUGAUAAUAUCUCUAGCAUAUUCAGCAAAGAUGGUAGCGAUGAGAACAAACGAAAAACCAGAACUGCCGAUUAACAGUUUGGAUGAUAUUUUGAACAAAGGAGAUUGGGAUUUUGGAUUCAUUGCGAAAGCUCUGGAGCGAGACAUGUUUCAAUUUGCAUCUCCCAACAGUCUGCUGGGGAAAAUUUGGAAGAAAAAAAUUGAAGCGAAAAAGAAGCAAACCCUUGUAAACGACAUUCAGAGCGGACUGUCUCGUGCUUUCAACGCAAAGUACGUCUUCAUGUGUUUCCAACUUCCAGCACGAAAAAUAUUGCACAAUCAAUUUGGAUUGGAAAAAGCAUGUGAAAUUCACGUAUUAAAGGAGGUUUUCUUCAAACAUGGAUUAUCGAUCGGUCUUAAGAAAAACUCGGAACUAAGAGAAAUGUUUAACCACAGGUUAAUGAUACUCUUAGAAUCUGGGUUGUUGGACAUUGAACUGCAGCACUCCAUGACUAAGGAGGCAGUUUGCGAAAUUGAAGCUUUUACAAAAAUUAAUAUUUUGGACGUGGCACCGGCUUUGAUACUUUUAGGGUUUGGCAUGGCAGUGGCACUAUUUGUUCUGGCUUUAGAGUGCGCUUGGAUUUGGCGAAAGAAUCGACUAUCAGACAUUGAAAACCAAAGAGUUCUCAACAUACUCUCAAAUUUUGAAUCUAAAAAGGAGCUGAUAUUUUUAACUAAUCAUCACAAUCAUCGAACUAUAGGCAGAAAUGAAAAUCCCCUGGUCUACCCAUAGUAAAUGUUUUGAGAAAUGACAAAUAUAACUUCUUAGAAAAUAAAAAGAAUUAUAUUUACUGUGUGUACAAACUGGCUGCAAAAACAAUAUCCCUCUUGAUGGAAUUAGCAGCUUCAGUCAUCUUCUCAUGCAAUUGUGUGUCUCCAAUCAUGCGGGCAGCAUCCUGCGCAUCCCUCAAUGUUUCGCACAACUGCUGAAUGCACCUGGUAAUGAUGCCUUCUUGAUGGGUGGUCAGUUUGAUGAUCUCAGAAAACGGCUUUAAAAAAUUCCAAA
Molecule: messenger RNA, 2018 nt
Organism: Neocloeon triangulifer
Lineage: Eukaryota; Metazoa; Arthropoda; Insecta; Ephemeroptera; Baetidae
Product: glutamate receptor ionotropic, kainate glr-3-like
Exons: 10
Coding region: 201-1745 (514 amino acids)
Cellular component (GO): membrane
Molecular function (GO): glutamate-gated receptor activity
Source: RefSeq, a predicted model, not a curated record